This is a messenger RNA of Boleophthalmus pectinirostris (great blue-spotted mudskipper), 2764 nucleotides long. It is a transcript of the gene polk, whose product is annotated as polymerase (DNA directed) kappa. The record is from RefSeq and is a predicted model, not a curated record. Lineage: Eukaryota; Metazoa; Chordata; Actinopteri; Gobiiformes; Gobiidae. Gene Ontology annotation, cellular component: nucleus. Gene Ontology annotation, biological process: error-prone translesion synthesis. The coding region runs from base 187 to 2748 and encodes 853 amino acids. The transcript has 13 exons. Gene Ontology annotation, molecular function: damaged DNA binding; DNA-directed DNA polymerase activity.
AGUGCCGCCUAAACGUCAUUAUUUUGAAAACAUGUCAGGGCAUGAACAUUGUGGAGCGAAUUUCACUAAAGAAUAUAAGAUUAUUUGUUACAAAUGGGAGUGAUGCUAGUACAUUAACUAUUUUAUGAACUGUCGCUACAGUUGGAGUGUAAUUCGAGUAAAGAUUUCCAAGUUUUCUUGUCAAAAAUGGACAAGGACACUAAUGCAAAGGGAGAAGGCAUUCUUUCCAGAAUGGCUCUCAAUGACAAUAAGGCAGGAAUGGAGGGCCUUGACAGAGACAAGAUCAACGCAAUCAUCAUGGAGACAUCUAAGGGAUCUAGGUUUUAUGAAAAUGAACUGAAGAGGGAUCAGCAGGUCAACCAACGCAUUGAGAAAAUGAUGCAGCAAAAGGCUUCUAUUACAGGAGAGCAGUUACAGAUGGCAAACCUCAAGGUUGCAAAGAUGGUCACAGAGAUGGAGAAACAUCGUGAUCUCAGUCGGGUUAUUGUACAUGUGGACAUGGAUGCUUUCUAUGCAGCUGUAGAGAUGAGGGACUGCCCAGAGCUCAAGGAUAAACCAAUGGCUGUAGGCUCUAUGAGCAUGCUUUCAACAUCAAACUAUCAUGCAAGAAAGUUUGGGGUACGAGCAGCCAUGCCUGGAUUUAUUGCAAAGAAACUUUGCCCCAACUUGGUUAUUGUUCCUACAAACUUUGACAAAUAUAGGGCCGUCAGUAAAGAGGUUCGGAUAAUAUUUGCUGAGUAUGAUCCUGAUUUCCAACCAGUCAGCCUGGACGAAGCCUAUCUGGACUUCACAGAGCACCUGGAACAGAGAAAGAGCUGGCCAGAAUCAGCACGCACACACUACUAUAGUAACAGCACUAACAACAAUGAUGAGGCACAGAUGGAACCAGUGGAAAAGACAGAAGUAAAGGAUCUUUCCCCUGUUUUAUUUGAGGACAGCCCCAGCUCCUCUCCUGUGCUUACCAGCUGUGGAAGUGGGGCUAUUGUUGGCAAAAUAUUUGAAGUAUUUGGGACAUCUACUGAGGAGGCUGUAAGAGAGAUGCGUUUCCGAAUUGAGCAGAAAACAAAGUUAACAGCAAGCGCAGGUAUUGCUCCCAACAUGAUGUUGGCCAAGGUAUGCAGUGAUAAGAAUAAACCCAAUGGUCAAUACAGACUUCCUCCCACAAGAGAUGCAGUGAUGGACUUCAUUCACAAUCUCCCAGUUCGCAAGGUGCCUGGCAUUGGUAAAGUGAGUGAGAAGAUGCUGAAAGCCCUAGGCAUCUGUAACUGUUUUGAUCUUAGACAGCAGAUGGCACUGUUGUCCUUGUUGUUCUCCGAGACUGCUUGGCAUCACUUCAUAGAGUUAUCCCUAGGUUUGAGCUCCACAUUUAUACCAAGGAAUGAGGAGAGAAAAAGCAUGAGCACUGAACGGACAUUUAAAGAACUUAGUUACCCAGAGGAACAGUUUGCUUUGUGUAGAGAACUUUGUGAUGAUUUAGCAGAAGACAUGAAGAAAGAAGGCCUAAAGGGUAAAACGGUUACAGUGAAGCUAAAGAACGUCAAUUUUGAAGUGAAAACCAGAGCGAUGACUGUACAAUGUGCAGUGGCUACAGCUGAGGAGAUUUAUGCUAUUGCUAAGGACCUGCUGAAAACUGAAAUAGAAAAUGUAGCUCCUCACCUGCUCAGACUGAGACUCAUGGGUGUUAGAGUUUCUGCAUUUGUCAACUUGGAAGACAAAAGGCUGCUGCAAAAAAGCAUCGUGGGAUUUUUUCAGCAGGGCAAAAAGGACUGCAGUACCCCUGGUGGUUCUCUACAAGAACCUUCUCAGAAAUUGGAGAGACCUCAAUUUUUAAGGCAGAAUAAGCAAGAAGGGCUGGAGGAACAUAAGAUGUUUGAUAAACCAAAACUGUCUUUUUUUCAAAUGGCUCAGGUCAAAAGACUUCAAGUUGAAGCUGAAAAAGCAGCCUCACAAAACAUAGUUACAAUGGAAAAUCCCUGCACUUCUGUUGAUAAUGACCAACGCAACAAUGAGAUUUUAACAGAAAAGCUGGCACCACAGAAUGCUUCCCUUUUAACUGCACAGAACCUCUCCCCAUCACCAGAGCCUCAACCAUCCACUUCAGACUGUGGUAUUCCAUCGUCUGAAGGCCUCACCUGCCCCGUGUGCUUCUGUCAAGUCAAUACAACCAACUUAAAUAUUUUUAAUAACCACAUAGACCUGUGUCUCAAAGGGGCUACAACAAGGAGUGACCAGAACACUGACCCUGAAUCAGAUUUGAGGUCACAAAAUACAGAUACCCAAUGUCACAUAUCAGACAAAUACAGUUUAGAAGAAAAUAAGAAGACUGAAGUCUCCAAACAAGAUUUUGGCAAAAUGAAUCCACAGGAGGGUUAUAAAAAUGGAGGCAGUGCUUUGAACAGCGAUGACCGUAUAGGUUCAGAGCACCCAAAAUCAUGUGAUGAUAAAUGCCCUGUCCUCAUCUGUCCGGUGUGCCACAAAACCCAGGACACGAAUGACCUUACUGCUUUUAACCAUCAUGUUGACCUUUGCCUGAACCAGGAAGUGCUACACAAGCUCGAGGGACAAACAAUAAUGCCAGCAAAGCCAGCAUUAGUUACAGUCACAAACAAUAAAGGAACAGUCAGCAAUCCACUUAUGCAUAAGUCAACCAAAGGCAAAACCAAAAGGCGAGACUCUCCUUCCUCUCCUCCCUCGAAAAAGGCUAAAGGGCAUGGAUCCCACAACACCAUUGACCGAUUCUUCAGGUGAUUUCUGCUCAAGCAAC